This is a messenger RNA of Letharia columbiana, 162 nucleotides long. RefSeq lists its product as uncharacterized. The transcript has a single exon. The record is from RefSeq and is a predicted model, not a curated record. NCBI's taxonomy places the organism in Eukaryota, Fungi, Ascomycota, Lecanoromycetes, Lecanorales, Parmeliaceae. The coding region runs from base 1 to 162 and encodes 53 amino acids.
AUGAACCUGCAGCAGCCGUUAGCCGAGUUGUUGGACUCAGGGGAAGCAUUCGUAGCUAUGUCUGCUGCGCUGUGCAAGAAUUACUGUCUCGGACAUGGCACGAAUUGGGAGCCGGCUGGCAAGUUCACGAUCACAAGUGCAUUUGGUCCUUUGAUCUGGUGA